Messenger RNA from Paracoccidioides brasiliensis Pb18, 5739 nucleotides. RefSeq names its product DNA-binding ATPase. The coding region runs from base 1 to 5739 and encodes 1912 amino acids. Gene Ontology annotation, molecular function: ATP binding; ATP hydrolysis activity; ATP-dependent chromatin remodeler activity. The transcript has 4 exons. The record is from RefSeq and is a predicted model, not a curated record.
AUGGCGUCCAGGCUUGAUCGACUAGUCACCCUCCUUGAAACAGGAAGUACUCCCAUUAUCAGAAACACUGCCGCUCAACAGCUCGCAGAUGUUCAGAAACAACAUCCAGAUGAGUUGUUCAACCUUUUAGGUCGCAUUCUACCGUAUCUGCGGUCCCGGUCAUGGGAUACCAGGACUGCAGCUGCCAAGGCAAUAGGCGGCGUUGUUGGGUACGCUGAGCAGUUCGACCCCAACGCUGAUGACCCCUCACCGUCCACAGAGGAUGGUGAUGUUUCUCCAACUAUCAAGAAAGAGGAGAACCGCGAAGUAGCAGAGAAUGCUGCUUCCGAAGACCUUCUCGACUUAGAGUCUUUUGAUCUUAGCUCAAUUCUGAAGUAUGGACACAAGCUCCUGGGCAGCGCCGGAAAAGAAUAUGAAUAUUCUCUGGCCGAAUUGGAUGCGACCUCGAGGCUUCAGCAUCAGAAAAAGACAUUAGCCUCCCGUCUGGGUCUUGGGGGGGAGUAUAUCGAGGAUGACUUGGUGAACGAGGCUGAUUUCGUUACCAACUCACAGAGCAAGAGUUCUGGUCCUAAACUUCAGAUCCCUCUGCCAUCUCUUUCUCGCAAAAAUAGUUCAACUAGUAAUUCUCCUCACCCAGUGGCUUCCCCUCAUGACCCUUCGCCAGCUACUCCUUCCAAUGGUGACGAUCAAGGUCUCAGCAAACGCCAACUGAACCAGUUGAAGCGAAAGAAUAAGCAAAAUGCUAAAAUGGGAACUAACAAGAUUCGAGUGGUUGAUCUGGCCGUCCGGAAGAAUUCUGAUAUGCUUCCAAGACCCACUGCUUCCACUCCACAAGCAAUUAAAAACGAGGAAAGUGGCAAUGAAAGCAAUAGUGAUAAAAAACUCGACUAUUUUUCGCUGGAGAGAACUGAGCCAGACGAUGACAGUAAAAUCGUAUCAGAAUUCAAAGGACCUGUGAUCCCUGAAAAGCCGGUCAUUCAGACUGAUGCUGAAGAAGCUGGUUUGGAGUGGCCUUAUGAACGCAUGUGUGAAUUUCUGAUGGUUGAUCUCUUUGAUCCUAGCUGGGAGAUCCGCCAUGGCGCUGCUAUGGGUCUUCGGGAAGUCAUUCGCGUUCAGGGAGCCGGAGCUGGGAGGGUACGUGGUAAAUCGAGACGCCAGAACGAUAUGCUUAAUCAUCGGUGGUUGAACGACCUGGCUUGUCGGCUACUUUGUGUCUUUUUACUAGAUCGUUUUGGCGACUACAUUUCGGAUAAUGUAGUUGCUCCUAUUCGUGAAACUGUCGGCCAGACCUUGGCUGCUUUUUUAUUACAUUUACCCCCGAAGUCUCUAGCUUCUGUGUAUCGCAUCUUGUAUAGAAUGAUCAUGCAAAAUGAUAUUGGCCUCGCCAGUCCUAUUUGGGAAGUAUGCCAUGGUGGUAUGAUCGGACUUAAGUACUUGGUUGCUGUCCGGAAUGAUGUUCUUUUAAAAGAACCGGAAAUUCUCGAUGGGGUCAUCGCCGCGGUAAUGAAGGGACUGGGAGAUUACGAUGACGAUGUCCGUGCGGUUAGUGCGGCUACACUAGUACCGAUCGCAGAGGAUUUUGUGAACCUUCGACCUGGCUCGCUAAACUCACUGAUCAACAUCGUGUGGGAGUGUCUGUCUAAUCUCCAAGAUGAUCUCAGUGCCAGUACGGGAUCUGUAAUGGAUCUGCUUGCGAAACUCUGCACAUUCCCGCAAGUCCUUGAAGCGAUGAAAACCAACGCAGCGCACGAUUCCGAAUCUUCAUUUGGAAACCUUGUCCCGAGACUCUUCCCAUUCCUACGACAUACUAUCACAAGCGUACGAUCUGCUGUACUUCGAGCUUUACUUACGUUUUUGAAACUUGAAAGCGAGGGGCAAAACGCAUGGGCUGACGGAAAAGCAAUGAGGCUAAUUUUCCAAAACCUCCUGGUUGAGCGUAAUGAGGGCGUGCUAAAGUUGUCUCUUCAAGUGUGGUUUGAGUUGCUCCAUGCACUAGAGAGUCGUGGCCUAUUCAAGACUGAUAACGGUCUUCUACCUUCGUUGCAACCCCUCAUCUCGUUAACUAUGAGCCCAUUUGGUGUCCCACGAUACCCAAUUCCUAUGGAUGUUUCUAUAUUUAUCCGCCCGUCUGGUUUACCUUUCACCUCCGCUGGCAUUACUCCAAGGAAGCCCUCGCCAACCACUCCCGUGGAACUACCUGCGAAGGGCCGAAAACGGAAAUCUGAUAAAAGGGACGCCACCGCUGUUUUCACUCACAAUGUGGAUGGACAUAUGUUACAAGGAGACAUUGAUCUAGUCGGCGUGGAAACAGUUAUUCGAUCGAAAAUUUACGCAGCAACGGCUUUGGGUCGCUUCUUGUCUACUUGGGACAACAAUAACCGCUCAAACCUGUGGGACACUAUCUUGCCUUGUUUAAAUUGGCCUGGUUCAACUUCGCAAUUGGUGGCUGCUAUGGUGGUUGUGGAGUACGCCAAAAUCCAGGGUCCCGGAACAAGAUAUGCUUCGACAUUGUCACAAUGGCUAAACCCUAUUAUCGAAAAUGAUAGGCCUUCGUGGUAUAGUGACAUAGCGAGCUAUCUGCAUAUUGCGCGCGCACAAUGCCAUUCGCUUCUCAACGCCUUUAGAGAGCAUGCACAUGUUACACAAAUUUCAAUUCCCAUGCUUGCAGUCGUUGUUCAGGGCGACCAGGAUGCUGGUCCAAGUGCCUUUUCAAUCGCGGAUGCUGAGAAGGUCCUUGGCCCGGAUUUUGAAAAACUCAAAAAGAGCCUUUCUCCAGCACAGCGGAUGACUGCGCUACAGGUUCUAAAUGAUUCCCGAGCUAGCGCAUUGACGGCUGUUGAAGAUGCUAAGGAAGUUAAAGACCAACGUGAUAUGCGCAUUCGAGCUGCGGCUGCCAGUGCACUGGUUGCUCUUCAUGACAUACCCAAGAAGCCAAGUCAGAUCAUUAAGGCAAUGAUGGACAGUGUUAGGAAGGAGGAAAAUGUGGAAUUGCAGCAAAGAUCCGCUUCAGCUGUUGCGUCUCUCGUUCAGUAUUACACCGGGGCCUCCAAACGUGGUCCUGUAGACAAGGUGAUUGGGAAUCUUGUCAAGUUUUGCUGUGUUGAUACUUCGGAGACGCCCGAGUUCCAUCACAACGCUAGCCUGGAAACGGCAAUUCUGUCCCUUCGCAAGGAAGAGGAUAAGAAGGACCCUGUUGACGCUGCCAGGUUUGAGAAGGAAACCCGUGAAGCUAGGAUCAUGCGACGAGGUGCCAAGGAAGCUUUGGAACAAUUAGCGAGCAGGUUCGGCGCAGAGUUACUGGAUAAGGUUCCCAACCUUGCCAGCCUUAUUGAGAAUCCAUUACGGCGGGCUCUCACAGGUGAUCUUCCUCCUGAUAUUAAGGAUCCCGACAACGAAACUGGCCAAGAAGUUGUUGAUGGAUUGUCAACUCUACGGGCGCUGGUUCCUAAAUUCCAUCCUGGCAUUUACCCCUGGAUUAUCAACCUUAUGCCUAUCAUCGCUAAAUCCCUGCAAUGCGAACUGUCCGUUAUACGUUAUGCUGCUGCUAAAUGUUUUGCGACAGUAUGCAGUGUCAUCAACGUCGAGGGAAUGACAAUGCUUGUGGAUGAGGUGUUGCCCAACAUUAACAAUGCAUUGGAUGUCCAUUGUCGGCAGGGAGUUAUAGAGUGUAUCUACCAUUUGAUACACGUCAUGGAAGACAAUAUCCUGCCUUACGUUAUUUUCCUUAUCGUUCCUGUCCUUGGACGAAUGAGCGAUUCCGACAAUGAUGUAAGACUUCUUGCUACCACUGCUUUUGCAACAUUGGUCAAACUUGUUCCUUUGGAGGCUGGCAUUCCAGAUCCUCCAGGAUUAUCUGAAAAGCUAUUGAAAGGCAGGGAUCGGGAACGGAAAUUCAUGGCCCAAAUGCUGGACGUGCACAAGAUCGAAUCCUUCGAGAUUCCUGUUGCGAUAAAGGCAGAGCUCCGUUCAUAUCAGCAAGAAGGUGUCAAUUGGUUAGCUUUCCUUAAUCGAUACCAUCUCCACGGUAUCCUCUGUGAUGACAUGGGUCUCGGAAAGACACUUCAGACUCUUUGUAUAGUGGCUAGUGAUCACCACAUGAGAGCGGAAGAAUUUGCGCGCACGGGUGCUCCUGAAGCGAAAAGGUUACCGUCAUUGAUCAUUUGUCCACCUACUUUAUCCGGACAUUGGCAGCAGGAAAUAAAACAGUAUGCUCCUUUUUUGUCUUGCCUAGCAUAUGUAGGCCCGCCUGCCGAACGGGCAAGACUCCGAGGUUCCCUCGACUCGGUGGACAUCGUCAUUACAUCUUAUGAUAUUUGCAGAAAUGACAACGACACUUUCAGGCCUCUAAAUUGGAACUACUGUGUUUUGGACGAGGGGCAUCUGAUUAAGAAUCCCAAGGCGAAGAUUACGCGUGCUGUUAAAUGUCUAAAGAGUAACCAUCGUUUGAUAUUAUCGGGUACUCCAAUUCAGAACAACGUUUUGGAGCUUUGGUCGCUCUUCGACUUUUUAAUGCCUGGUUUCCUUGGGACUGAAAAAGUUUUUCUCGACCGUUUUGCGAAACCCAUUGCUGCCAGUCGGUUUAGCAAGUCUUCUUCCAAAGAGCAGGAAGCUGGAGCCCUGGCUAUCGAAGCGCUACAUAAACAAGUACUGCCAUUCCUCCUGCGACGAUUGAAAGAGGAAGUGUUGAACGAUCUACCACCAAAGAUUCUCCAGAAUUAUUACUGUGACCUUAGCGACCUCCAGCGAAAGUUGUUCGAAGAUUUCACUAAGAAGGAACAGAAAGAUAUCGCCAAGAUAGUCGGAAGCACUGAUAAGGAGGCGAAACAGCACAUCUUCCAGGCCCUACAAUAUAUGCGUCGUCUUUGCAAUUCUCCUGCCCUCGUUGUUAAAGAAAACCACAAGAGGUACAACGAAAUCCAAAAGUUGCUCGAGGCCAAAAAUUCCCAUAUUCGUGAUGUGGCGCACGCACCGAAAUUGUCUGCCCUCCGCGAUUUACUCGUUGACUGUGGCAUUGGGGUCGAUCCAUCCACCGAGGGAGAACUGGACACGGGAGCCAACUAUGUUAGUCCGCAUCGUGCCCUUGUUUUCUGCCAGAUGAAGGAGAUGCUAGAUAUCGUGCAGAACGACGUGUUUAAGAAGCUGCUUCCUUCAGUGCAAUACCUUCGUCUAGACGGUAGCGUGGAGGCAGCCAAGCGACAAAACAUCGUGAACCAGUUCAACACUGAUCCCAGUUACGAUGUGCUUCUCCUCACGACUAGCGUUGGUGGUCUCGGUCUCAAUCUUACAGGCGCUGAUACCGUCAUUUUCGUCGAACACGACUGGAAUCCGCAGAAGGAUAUCCAGGCCAUGGACCGUGCGCAUCGCAUUGGACAGAAGAAGGUCGUCAAUGUCUACCGGUUGAUUACGAGAGGGACUUUGGAAGAGAAGAUAUUGAAUCUUCAACGUUUCAAGAUCGACGUCGCCUCAACUGUCGUAAAUCAACAAAACGCCGGCCUCAGUACCAUGGACACAGACCAACUGCUCGAUCUCUUCAACCUUGGCGAAACGGCUGAGGGAGCUGAAAUGCACGGCCAGGAUGGCGGUGUGGGUGGUAAUGAGAUUGAUAUGGUCGAUAUAGAUGGCGAGGUCAAGGAGAAAGGGAAGAAGGGCUGGCUUGAUGACCUUGGUGAGCUGUGGGAUGACAGACAGUACCAAGAGGAAUACAAUCUUGAUUCUUUCUUGGCGACUAUGAAGGUUUAG